Molecule: messenger RNA, 2598 nt
Organism: Leguminivora glycinivorella
Lineage: Eukaryota; Metazoa; Arthropoda; Insecta; Lepidoptera; Tortricidae
Gene: Atg3
Product: ubiquitin-like-conjugating enzyme ATG3
Exons: 7
Coding region: 153-1121 (322 amino acids)
Biological process (GO): nucleophagy; autophagy of mitochondrion; autophagosome assembly
Cellular component (GO): cytosol; cytoplasmic ubiquitin ligase complex
Molecular function (GO): Atg8-family ligase activity
Source: RefSeq, a predicted model, not a curated record
UCAUUAACUAAGUGUCAAAACUGUCAAACGAAAAGUGAUUUUACGUACGGCAGUUUCGUAUUCCAUUGUCCGGUUAAAGGUAAUUUUUAUAAUUGCCUUUUGUUUGGCACACAAAAGCCCAUUGUUCCUCGUCCAGUAGGCAGCGGGCUACAAUGCAAAGUGUGAUCAACACGGUGAAGGGAACCGCCCUGGGCGUCGCGGGGUACCUCACUCCCGUGCUGAAGGAAUCAAAGUUCCAAGAGACAGGAGUGCUGACCCCGGAGGAGUUCGUGGCGGCAGGCGACCACCUGGUUCACCACUGCCCCACGUGGCAGUGGGCCCGGGGCGAGGAGUCCAAGCUGCGCAGCUACCUGCCCAGCGACAAGCAGUUCUUGCUCACCAGGAACGUGCCCUGCUACAGGAGGUGCAAACAGAUAGAGUACUGCGAAGACAAAGAGAAGGUGAUAGAGGAUGACCAGGAUGGCGAAGGGGGCUGGGUGGACACGCACCACUACGACACCGCCGGCUCGCCCACCGUUGAAGAGAAGGUGUGCGAGAUGACCCUAGAAGCGGCCGACACGGGCGACAGCGACGACUCGGCGGGCGACCCGGACCAUGAUGAUGAUGAUGAGGAGGAGGACGGCGAGGCGGAGGACAUGGAGCAGUUCCAGGAGUCCGGGCUGCUGGACGAAGUUGACCCGUCGACAGACCUCGCGCCGCGGAAGGAGAGCAAACCGUCUGAGUGGAAGGCGGCGCGCGGCGACGGCGACGACAUCGUGCGCACGCGCACCUACGACCUGCACAUCACCUACGACAAGUACUACCAGACGCCGCGCCUCUGGCUCAUCGGGUACGACGAGAACCGGGCGCUGCUCAGCGUGGAGGCGAUGUACGAGGACGUGUCGGCCGAGCACGCCAAGAAGACGGUCACCAUCGAGGCGCACCCGCACCUCGCCGGGCCCGGCAUGGCCUCCGUGCACCCCUGCCGGCACGCGGAGGUGAUGAAGAAGAUCAUCUCGACGGUGACGGAGAGCGGCGGCGAGAUGGGCGUGCACUCGUACCUCAUCGUGUUCCUCAAGUUCGUGCAGACCGUCAUCCCCACCGUCGAGUACGACUUCACGCAGAACUUCGCCAUCAACUAGACCCCACCACGCCGCUCUCAUGGCUCAUCACUCAUCAGAGCCGCGAGACGGACCGGUGCCAAGGGAGUGCUUACACGCUUGGGUGGCGCGCCUUAUUGACUGCAUUUUGCAAAAGGCAUCUACGUCAAACUAAUUGAUAUUAGUCAACGAAUUUAGAUAACAUGUUAAGUAAUGCCAUUGCAAUAAAGAUAUCUAAUCACUAUACAAUAAACUACGAGUAAAAGACAUAGACAUUACGUAUAAUAGUACAAAAAGUCGCUGUGGCCACAAAAUUAAAUAGAAACUUUCCUCUAAUCGAUAACGAUUGGAUGUUCUUACAAUGUGGUUCUCACAAUACUAUUGUGAAAAUUACCAAUCGAAAUCCGUUAUGAAAUCUAACACAAAUAGUUGAUAUUAUUAUGUAAUUCACCUUAUAGCUAUGGCACACGUAAAGCCUUACUUUUUAUACAGAAUCUUAUUUUUUUAUGUUAUUAUUUUAUUACCUAUUGUUGGAAACAUUCCUACCUAAGUUCCAGGGUACACAUAGCCGAAUGGCACAAACGCUCACGAAACGAAACGCUCGUAGAUAUCUAUCUCUAUGCUUGCGUAUUGGCGCGACAGAGCCAGACUACCUUUCGCGGCGUUUCGUUUUCGUUUCGCGUCGGAGAAAUGCCAUUCGGCUACGGCACCAGCAGUUGCGACCUCUAUAAGUAGAUUAUGGUUUUAAAGUACUUACUUUAGGAUUUUUUAGUCAGAUCGAAGACAUUCAAAUAAAGAACGUUAUUCUAGGCAUUUGCCUUCAGAUUAUCAGGCUCCACUGAUAACUAGGUAGAUUCAAAAUCAAAAAUAGCGAACCAAAUAACGCUUCAAAAGCAACUACUAUUCCGUAACCGCUAAAUAAAAACAGAUGAGUGUCUACACUUAGGUAGAAUAAUUUGACUAUGUUACAUCUGACCACAAAAUUGUAAAGAUUAAUUUAUCUUCAUUUAGAAAUUCAGGAUGUCACAUACUUUUGGUGCGUUGUUCCAUCCGCUACUAUUGAUGCUGACUGUACAAAUAGAAAAACUGUACACACUACACCAAUGGCAACACUGUGGGAACACCCAUACCAUACGCCUCGCGCCUGCCUGUCUGUCGUGUACCUGCGCUGCGUAAUCUCCACGCGACAGAAGGUAGAGACGGCCGUGCGAUGCACUUGUCGCAGAGUUAUCUGUUAGCGAUCGCAACAGCUAUGAGAAAUAGUUUUAUUGUUCAGGCUUGCCAUACUGAUGUAUCUGGCUAGAUUUAUAAACGCGACCUAUUUCAUAUUGAUGUCGUUUUGAUAUUAUAGCGUAAGAAUUGUAAGCAAUGUUAUCAUAUUAUUUAGCUCGAACAUAAACAUUUGAAUCCACGGUACACUUACUAUUUUAUGUUGUGCAAAUCAUUUAUUUAUGAGCAUGUUGAUUGUGCAUUAUUUUCACAUAAAUUUAUUUUUUAUUAAAUGAAUAUUUUGCUACCA